CCAGACCUACGGAAGCCGAAGAGAGCGGCCGGCGCCUCAGGGGGCCGGAAAGAUGGCGGUCCUAGCGCCUUUAAUUGCUCUCGUGUAUUCGGUCCCGCGACUUUCACGAUGGCUGGCCCGGCCUUACUACUUUUUGUCAGCCCUGCUCUCUGCUGCCUUCCUACUCGUGAGGAAGCUGCCCCCUGUCUGCGAAAGUCUCCCCACGCAACGCGAAGACGGCAACCCGUGUGACUUUGACUGGAGAGAAGUGGAGAUCCUGAUGUUUCUCAGCGCCAUCGUGAUGAUGAAGAACCGCAGGUCCAUCACCGUGGAACAGCAUGUAGGCAACAUCUUCAUGUUCAGUAAGGUGGCCAAUGCGAUUCUUUUCUUCCGCCUGGAUAUCCGUAUGGGCCUGCUUUACAUCACACUCUGCAUAGUGUUCCUGAUGACAUGCAAACCCCCCCUGUAUAUGGGCCCUGAGUACAUCAAGUACUUCAGUGACAAAACCAUUGAUGAGGAGCUGGAGCGGGACAAGAGGGUAACUUGGAUCGUGGAGUUCUUCGCCAACUGGUCUAGUGACUGCCAGUCAUUUGCCCCUAUCUAUGCUGACCUCUCGCUCAAGUACAACUGUACGGGGCUGAAUUUUGGGAAGGUGGACGUUGGACGCUACACUGACGUUAGUACACGGUACAAAGUGAGCACGUCACCCCUCACCAAGCAGCUGCCUACCCUGAUCCUGUUCCAAGGUGGGAAGGAGGUCAUGCGGCGGCCGCAGAUCGACAAGAAGGGCCGGGCUGUCUCUUGGACGUUCUCGGAGGAGAAUGUGAUCCGAGAGUUCAACCUGAAUGAGCUCUAUCAGCGGGCCAAGAAGCUGUCAAAGGCUGGAGAUAAGAUCCCCGAGGAGCAGCCUGUGGCUGCGGUGCCUGCUGCCGUGCCAGAUGAGGAGAGCAAGAAGGACAAAUAGGACCCCUGCUCCAGUGCUUCCUCUCCUGUCAGUCCCCGGCACCUCAGGGGCCCUGCCCUUGUGUAACCACAAGCCUUGCCUGAGGCCCGGGCCUUUUAUUUAUGUUUCCCCUGUUUGGCUAUGCCUAGAUGGGGAGGGUAUCGCUUCUGACUUUUAAGAGGCAUCCAGGGCAAUGAAAGGCACCCUCUCGGAAGGCCCCCACUGUUGCGGCCCCGUUUCACUGGAGGGAGGGAAAGAUCUUGUCUGGUGGAGGGAGAAGGCUUGCCCUCCAAGCGGGGCCAGCGCGUCAAUCACCGUGUGCUGCCCGACGUCUCCAUCAGGCUCUGGUCUCAUUAUUCCUCACGGUGGCGCCACGCAGCCUACUUAACCUAGAUUAAACCCCAACAAACAGGCCAAGGUGCAGAGUUAGUGCUGAGAUUUUCCCCUCAAGGAAUCUUACUCCUUUAGGCCCUUCUGGCUUAGUCUGGCCUGUACUUUAAAAAGUGUAAGCCUGUGACCAGUCCCAAGGAAAAACCUUCAACCACAGACUUUUCUCUUUGAAGAUUACUGAAUAAUCUACGUAUUUUAUGAAGAUUGGGAAGAAGGGGAAUAGAAGUUGGAGACUUCCUUUGUGUGGUGGGCCCUGGACGAUGGCUCAUUUAACCCUCCUGCAUCCUCCCCACACCCAGUUGAUGGUUUUGCACAAUAAAGAGACUGAGAAUUA
This is a messenger RNA of Bubalus bubalis (water buffalo), 1646 nucleotides long. It is a transcript of the gene TMX2, whose product is annotated as thioredoxin related transmembrane protein 2. Gene Ontology annotation, molecular function: disulfide oxidoreductase activity. Lineage: Eukaryota; Metazoa; Chordata; Mammalia; Artiodactyla; Bovidae. The record is from RefSeq and is a predicted model, not a curated record. The coding region runs from base 53 to 943 and encodes 296 amino acids. Gene Ontology annotation, cellular component: membrane-bounded organelle. The transcript is spliced from 8 exons. Gene Ontology annotation, biological process: brain development.